Acomys russatus (golden spiny mouse) is the source of this 1916-nucleotide messenger RNA. It is a transcript of the gene Sh2d3a, whose product is annotated as SH2 domain containing 3A. The record is from RefSeq and is a predicted model, not a curated record. Gene Ontology annotation, biological process: positive regulation of peptidyl-serine phosphorylation; small GTPase-mediated signal transduction. Lineage: Eukaryota; Metazoa; Chordata; Mammalia; Rodentia; Muridae. Bases 50 to 1789 code for a protein of 579 amino acids. Gene Ontology annotation, molecular function: guanyl-nucleotide exchange factor activity. The transcript is spliced from 9 exons.
UGCAGAUGUGAAAGACUGAGGCAGGGUGACUACACAGAGCUCAGCCCCAAUGUCCUCCAGCACGAGAUCCAUGCAGGCACCACAGGAUAAAGAUGACGUUGCCUACCAGCCCUGGUACCACGGCCAGCUCUCUCGACAGGAAGCUGAAGCCCUUCUAUUACAAGAUGGCGACUUCCUUGUCCGUGCCUCUGAGUCCCGUGGGGGCCGCCCUGUAAUCUCCUGUCGUUGGCGAGGCAAGGUCCUACAUUUUGAGGUGUUCCAAGUGGCACUGCGCCCCAGGCCUGGUCGCCCACAGGUCCUCUUUCAGCUAGAAGAUGAGAGGUUUGCCAGUAUGUCCGCCCUCGUCCGCAGUUACAUGACUAGCAGGCGCCCACUGUCCCAGGCCACGGGAGCUGUGGCUUCCAAACCUGUGAGUCGUCGGAGGCCGCUGACACGCAGCUUCAGUGAGGUUGUGCUCACAGACAGCCUGGCUCCCACCAGGCCUCUCAGGGCUAGGAAAUGGAGUUCCAGCGAGCCUGCAGAUCUGGACCAUUCAGGAAGGCGCAAAGAUGGUGCCAGAGCAGGAGCACCCCCUACUUUUGGCUGUGCCCUGCACCGCACAGGCAGUGAACCCACACUGCUGAAGGCCCUGCCUCACCUGAGAACUAUGACAGACAGCCUCAGAGCCUCUGAUGGGCAACUUCACGCAAAGCCUCCCUCCAAGCCGCUCCGGACACCCUCCUUGGCCUCUGGACAAUCCCCAACGUAUUGUGAACUCCUCCCCCGAGUGCCCAGUGCUCGGAGAACAACUCCUAGACCAGGCUGCCCAGAGCGAGAGGUCCAUUGGUGGGAAGCCGAGGAGGAAGAGGAAGAAGAGGGGGACAGAUGCUUCGUAAGACCACAAGCUGAGGUCUCAUUUUGUCCCCCUGUCCACACUUCCCACCUGCUGGGCCCCCAUAAUCGGCCCUUGGAUCCUGCAGUCCUGCGCACCCUCCGGAACAUGUUUGUGGCACACCACCCUGGGAGUACUGCUCUGCACCUGCUGUUGGUGGACUGCCAGGCUACAGGCCUACUGGGGGUGACCAAGAGUCAGCGGAGUGCCAUGGGCGUCGCCUCUGGUCUGGAACUACUCACACUUCCUCAUGGCCAUCGCCUGAGGUUGGAGGUGCUGGAGAGGAUUGAGAUGCUGUCUUUGGCCGGGGCCCUAGCAGUGCUGGGUUGCUCGGGGUCCCUGGAGGAGCGCACAGCUGCUCUGAAAGGCCUUGUGGAGCUAGCAUUGGCGCUGAGGCCAGGAGCGACAGGGGACCUGCUGGGACUGGCUGGGGUCAUGGGCGCCCUGCUUAUGCCCCAGGUGUCCAGGUUAGAGAGCACUUGGCGUCAUCUACGAAGGAACCACACGGAGGCUGCGCUGGUCUUUGAACAAGAGCUAAAGCCUCUGAUGAGGGCUCUGGAUGAAAGUACAGGACCCUGCAACCCAGGAGAGGUGGCCUUGCCUCACGUGGCACCGGUAGUGCGCCUGCUGGAGGGCGAGGAGACCUCUGGGCCGCUGGAGGAGUCCUGUGACCGUCUGCUGCGCACCCUGCUUGGGGCCAGACAGGUGGCUCGCCAUGCACUCCGGUUCCGCAGGGCGGCUGCCCGGCGCCUGCAAGGAUUCAGGCCCAACCCAGAACUAUGGGAGGCCCUGACCACCAGUUUCCUGCGCCGCCUACUCUGGGGAAGCAAGGGGGCCCAGGCCAACAGAACCGACCGCCGGCAGAAGCUCCAUCACAUCCUUAGCAUCCUGUCCCAACAACUAGAGCCACGUGGCUGAGGGGUCCAGCCCCCAGCCAAGAGACUGGGUGCAAAAGCUGCCUCCUUUUUAACCAAAAGGCCUACUCGAGUAUCCAGAGACCGACCCUCACACUCCAGGAUGCAGCUGGGUUACUCAGAAAGCAGCC